Saprolegnia parasitica CBS 223.65 is the source of this 914-nucleotide messenger RNA. RefSeq lists its product as hypothetical. The transcript has a single exon. Lineage: Eukaryota; Oomycota; Saprolegniomycetes; Saprolegniales; Saprolegniaceae. The coding region runs from base 12 to 860 and encodes 282 amino acids. The record is from RefSeq and is a predicted model, not a curated record. Gene Ontology annotation, cellular component: plasma membrane.
UCUUUUCGCCGAUGGACCUCGUGGCCUGCGUGCUGGUUCUCAGCGUCGUCGCCGCCUCGGGCGCCGUCAACCUUACGAUUGAUGGUAGCAGCUCCUUCGACAAGGCGACCAACCACCUUGUGAACGCGACGGUGCACGGCCACGUGCCGCCGAGCAUCCUCGCGGGCGCCGGCAUUGGCCUCGGCUUGAUCGUGGCGCUGGCCGGCUACCGGCUCUUCCGGCCCGUGCUCUUCCUCAGCGGCUUUGGCGUCGGCGCGGUCCUUGCGUACCUUCUGGCCGAAGCCAUCUUUACGACGCAGUCGUUCGCGACGACCGCGCACUGGGUCUGCUUUCUUGCGGGCGGCAUCGUCGUCGGCGCGACGGUCCUCUGCCUCUGGCGCACGGGGCUCGUUGUCAUCGGCGCCGCCGCCGGCGUCCUCCUCGCCUUUGUCCUCAACACAUCCUUUGGCUACAAGCUAUGGCCGUCCAACCCGUCUGGCAUGCUCUAUGUGCUCAUCGCGGUCCUCGGACUCGCCGGUGCGCUUCUUGCGCGCUGCCUCGAGCGGCCGGUCUUGAUUCUCGCGACGAGCUUCACUGGCGCGGUCGCGUGCCUCUGGGGCGUUGGGUACUUUGCGGGCGGGUACCCCAGCGGCAACCACCUCGAAGCGCUGCGCCAUCGAGCCGCAUCCGGGCACUACUCGUACGACAUUGGCAGCGCGUGGUGGGGCUACAUGGCCGGUACCACCGUCCUCUUCGUCGUCGGCACCGUCGUCCAGUUUCGCAAGACCGCAGUCGGGUGGCACCACGCGCCAGCCUCCAGCGACGAGAGCGCCUACGUGGGCUGUAGCAGCCCCGUGCAUGGCCGACGCCCGAUCCCGUAGCUUUCCGCCCACAUAUUGCCGUUCCGAAUUCAUGUCAUAGCUUAUGCCCGCCGA